This is a messenger RNA of Marmota monax (woodchuck), 327 nucleotides long. Its product is annotated as protein FAM25C-like. The record is from RefSeq and is a predicted model, not a curated record. Bases 25 to 267 code for a protein of 80 amino acids. The transcript is spliced from 3 exons. NCBI's taxonomy places the organism in Eukaryota, Metazoa, Chordata, Mammalia, Rodentia, Sciuridae.
UCUGUCACUGCCUGCUGUUGCACAAUGCUGGGACUCCUGGGGCAAAUAGCGGCUGACAACCUGGCCCGUCGCACUGAAAAGGCCACUGAGGAAGCUGUUGAUGCACUAGGGGAAGUGGUGAAGGACGUGGUGGAGCACACCACUGAGGAUGGAGACCAAGCCCUUGAUGAAGCCUUAAAGAAUGCCCAAGAGUCGGGAGAGAAAGUUGUGAAGGAAGUCACUGAGAGUGUGACCAACAUUGUCACAGAUGCUGUCACCACACAAUAGAGGGCCUGGGCACACCAGGACAGUGAGCCUGUUGGCUAUCCUCUCUGAAUCUCAAUAAAA